Messenger RNA from Ostertagia ostertagi, 237 nucleotides. Lineage: Eukaryota; Metazoa; Nematoda; Chromadorea; Rhabditida; Trichostrongylidae. The record is from the annotation of a GenBank genome assembly.
AUGCACUCCUCGAGAUACGGCAUGUGUGCGAUGCCCGUCUGGUCCUCCAGGAUUCCGUGGAAGCCACAGGGAAGGAGGGUGCUAAAGGUCCACCUGGCCUUCCAGGUCCUCCAGGACAAACAACAAGGAGUGGACCACGUGGCCCUCCUGGUCCUGAAGGAGAUAAAGGAUUUCCAGGUGAACGAGGAGAACCUGGAAAAACUGGUGCUCCAGGAAGGAAUGGUGUCAUUUCGGUAG